This is a messenger RNA of Miscanthus lutarioriparius, 1383 nucleotides long. The record is from the annotation of a GenBank genome assembly. NCBI's taxonomy places the organism in Eukaryota, Viridiplantae, Streptophyta, Magnoliopsida, Poales, Poaceae.
AUGGCGGCAGGAGCCACCUUAAACUGGGUUAAAACCCCAUUCGACACCCGGAGAUUUCAUGACCAAUCUAGUUUAAGGUCCUUCCAAUUCUCAUUUUUCCGAUGCCGAAACCCUUUUGGAUCAAUUCAGCCCUGGUGGCUGCCAACUGAUCAAGACUCGUCCCUAAUCAAAGUUCGUGUGGCUGCUGAUUAUUCAGACUCAAUGCCAGAUUCAAAGUACACGAGAGAUCGGGGUUAUCACCCUCUUGAAGAAGUUAAAGAACGUCCAAAGAAGAAGGACCUGUUGCUGACAGAUGUCGAAACAGCUAGAACAGCAGUAGAGGCCAAUAGCAAGGGGUUGCUUGUAUUUCCUGCUAGGGUACACAAUGAACCUCAUGGACAUGUUGCUUGGUCAGAGUUUCAAUAUGUUGUUGAUGACUAUGGAGACAUUUUCUUUGAAGUACCUGACAGCGAGAACAUCUUGGAAGAUGAUACUGCAAACAAUCCUGUGACAGUUUUGAUUGGAAUGGACGGACCCAUUAUUGGAGAAAGUAGUGUGGCGAUUACUGAUUUUAGUGAUUACAUGGAUGGUGAAAAUUUAAUGGACGUUCCUGAUGAGCACCACACCAAGAUUGAUACAGAAAUAACUGAUAUUCUCAUAGAGUGGGGGAUGCCUGCAACAAUGCGUGCAAUACAUCCAAUUUACUUUGCCAAAUGUUUGACAAAGGCCAUUCAUAAUAAUAAUGGGGAGAAGAUGGAUAGUCCAUCAAAUGGUCUCUCUAUUGUAGGAUAUCUGAGACCUGCUUUCAUAGAGGAAGAAUCUUACUUGAGGAGCUUGUUUCAUGGUGAAUGCAACAGUGAUGGUUAUUCAUCUGACCGGAAAGUAAAUGAAACAGAUGAAUACAAAAGAGAAACUCGGCCAGUUUCUGGAACCAAUCGCCUCAUUGAUGGUGAUAAAUCAAGAUUUGACUUCAAUGAUGCUGAAACUAGUACUGAUUCAAUGAUCUACAAGCUGGAGAUAAUGACAAUUGAACUGUUUUCCAUGUAUGGCAAGCAGUUUAUGAUUGAUCCACAAGAUUUUCAAGAUUCAGAACCAGAUAUUCUUGCAAAUUCUGCUUCAGCGAUUAUAGAACGGAUCAAAGAAAACAGUGACCAAUGUGCAAUGGCUCUCAGGUCGCUCUGUCGCAGGAAAAAGGGCCUUACUGUCGAGGAGGCAAGCUUGAUUGGUGUUGACAGCCUUGGUAUUGAUGUAAGAGCCUUUUGUGGCUUGGAAGCUAGGACCGUUCGAUUUUCAUUCAAUGCACAGGCGCUCUCUGAACGUUCAGCUGAAAAGAAGAUCAGGCGAAUGCUUUUCCCCCGUUACCAGCGUAAAAACGUGAAAACCUCUACUGAAGAUGUGUCUUAA